This is a messenger RNA of Menidia menidia (Atlantic silverside), 6528 nucleotides long. The record is from the annotation of a GenBank genome assembly. NCBI's taxonomy places the organism in Eukaryota, Metazoa, Chordata, Actinopteri, Atheriniformes, Atherinopsidae.
AUGGCAGCCGAAUCCACCCGGAGAUUCACCAAGAACCUGCUGAAACCGGGGAGCGCGGCAGAGAUACGGCAGACGGCGUGUAACGCAGUCAGACACUCCGCAGUGACGCAGGAGAAGCCGAAGGUGAUCGACCCUCUCGAUUAUGAGGCUGUCGUCUCUGAGUUGGGGGAUGAGUUGAAGGACGACCCUCUCAGAGACCUGCUCCUGUUCCCGGAAAAUGAUUUCUCAGUAUCCACUGUGCCUCAGGAGAGACGAACUCUCAAUUCAACUGUUCCCGAGGGGGCAGAACUCCAGGCUGAAUGUCUGCUGGUCAGACAGGCCUGCAAAUAUUACAACUCUGACCUGAGUGUUGUCCAGUUCAAGUAUGAUGACUAUGCUGGGGACUACCGCCUACUACCCAGAAAACUGUACAAAGCAGAAAAGCUGCCAUCCCAUUCUUUUGAGAUUGACUAUGAAGACGUGGACAAAGAUGAGGAUACCACUUCUCUUUCCUCGUCCAAAGGCGGAGGUGGUGGAGGAGGGGGAGGAGGAGGGAUUGGCGUGUUUCGGUCAGGCUGGCUGUAUAAGGGGAACUUCAACAGCACUGUCAACAACAGUAUCACUGUCCGAUCAUUCAAGAGAAGAUUUUUCCAGCUUACACAGCUGACGGAUAAUUCCUACAUUAUGAACUUCUACAAAGAUGAAAAGAUUUCCAAGGAACCAAAAGGUUGCAUCUUUCUUGACUCGUGCACAGGUGUAGUACAGAAUAACCGCCUGAGGAAACAUGCCUUUGAGCUGAAGAUGAAUGAGGUCACAUACUUUGUGCUGGCCGCAGAGAGCGAGCAGGACAUGGAGGAGUGGAUAAGCACACUGACCCGCAUCUUACAGAUCAGUCCCCAUGAAGCCCCUGCUCCUGACCGCAAGAGCCAGGACCUGACCGAACACCGGCAGGAUGUGUUUGACCUUUCGCUGAGCGACUGCUGCUUGCAGGAAAAUGAAGAAACUACAGAAAAUGGCAUCAAUCCAGAGCUGGCAAAAUACAUCUCGGAGACAGACGAGGGACUUCGUUCUGCCAGAAGAGAAGAGCGUUUGAAUCUGUUCUCUCUCGAUCCUGACACUCCUGUCCUGAGGAGCCCUCGGACUGAACACUCAUCAGCUGAAAACGCGGCAGUGCGUCCAUUUGAGGAGAAGCUUGGCAGAAGGUUUAUGAUAAGUUGCAGAUCCCUCAACCUCAUGCUGCAGGGCUGUGUCAAUGAGAGCGAAACUGGACCAGUCACCAAUAUCGAACCUUUCUUUGUCUCGCUGGCUCUGCUGGAUGUGCGAGAAGGGAGAAAGGUGUCUGCAGAUUUCCACGUAGACCUAAACCACGAAACAGUGCGUCAGAUGCUCGGAAGCUAUAGCAACGGCACAGGGAUUCCAUGUGCAGGAGUUGGAGCUCAGGAGAAUGGCUUGUGCUCGCCUGCUGAGAGGAAGCCAGGUGAUUGUCACCUUAGCCUGGACCUGGACCAUUGGCUGUGCUUUCCCAAACAGGCCAUUUUUUCUGUAACCAACCCUCAUACUGAUAUUGUCAUGGUGGCAAGAGUGGAAAAGGUGCUGAUGGGGAAUAUCACAUGUGGCACUGAGCCUUAUAUCAAGAAUACUGACUCCAGCAAGGGUGUUCAGAAAAUUUUAAAAUCCAACAAGCAGUUUUGCAGCAAACUGGGAAAGUACCGCAUGCCGUUUGCCUGGUCUGUAAGGCCAGUGUUUAAGGACAACCACGGGGCACUGGACAGAGAAUCUCGUUUCUCACCACUUUUCAAACAGGAGAGUAACAAGAUUUCCACAGAUGAUCUCAUAAAGUUGGUGACUGAGUACAGGAGGGCUGAGAAGACCAGCAAACUGCAGACCGUGCCUGGGACACUUGACAUCUCAAUGGACUAUGUUCCGUUGGAGCAUCCUAACUGCAUGACUUCCUCAUAUGUUCCGGUGAAGCCUUUUGAAGACCUGACGAAACACCAGCCUACAGUGGAGGUGGAGGAGUUUGUCCAGGACACCACCAAGUUCACCCAGCCACACCGUGUCUAUAGAAACCACAUCUAUGUCUACCCCAAACACCUCAAGUAUGACAGCCAGAAAAGCUUUGCAAAGGCCCGUAACAUUGCAGUAUAUGUGGAGUUCCGCAGCUCAGACGAAGAAGUGGCCAAACCCCUAAAGUGUAUCUAUGGCAAGCCUGGAGGACCAGUCUUCACCACAGCAGCCUGCUCAACAGUCCUCCAUCACUCUCAGAACCCUGACUUCUAUGAUGAGGUAAAGAUCGAGCUUCCCACCCAGCUUCAUGAAAAGCAUCACUUGCUUUUCUCUUUUUACCACGUCACCUGUGAUAUAAAUGCCAAGACAAAUGCAAAGAGGAAAGAGGCUCUGGAAACCCCAGUGGGAUAUUCUUGGCUUCCUCUUCUCAAAGAAGGCCGUGUAUCAUCUCAGGAGUUCAGCAUCUCUGUCUCCUGUAACCUGCCCCCUGGAUAUUUGGCCAUCAAGGAAGCCAGUAAUACCAAGAGUGGAGCAGAUGUAAAGUGGGUCGAUGGAGGAAAAGCAAUCUUCAAAGUGUCCACAAAUGUCGUCUCAACAGUGUACACUCAGGACCUCCACCUGAACCGAUUUUUCCAGCAGUGCCAGAAGAGAGAGCUGGACCUCUCUCAGCCUCCUACCUCCAAUUUCCUUAACUGCCUGAAGGGUCUUCACAGCAUGGAGAAAAUUCCCGUGAUUGUCCGGUUUCUGCCAGUGCUUUUCAACCAGCUGUUCAAGGUCCUGACUCAGAAUGAUGACGAUGACGUCACUUCUGCCACCACCAGAGUGUUGGUCCACAUUGUUGGCAAGUGUCAUGAAGAAAAUCUGGAUCACUACCUGCACUCUUAUAUCAAGUAUGUGUUCAAGUCAGAAGCCUGUGGCUUCAGGACAGUCCAUGAAGAGCUAGCUAAGGGGAUGACCUUUGACCUGAAGAGUAAUGAGCAGGUCGCUGUCAGAAAUGUCCUCAAGUUCUCCUGGUUCUUCUUUGAGCUUAUCAUCAAGUCGAUGGCCCAGCAUUUGGUUGACUCUGAUAAACUAAAGCUUCUGAGGCCCCAGCGUUUCCCCUCAUCAUAUCUGAGCCGUGUGGAAACCUUGGUGGAGACCGUAUCAGAGCACAUCUUUUGGAAGUACAAAGAACUGGGCGAAGAAACACGCAGUGCCAACUUAGCUGUGGCGGCUUUCGUCAAGCGCUGCUUCACUCUGAUGGACAGAGGCUUUACAUUCAAACUGAUAAGCAACUACAUCAACAUGAUCACUGCUACCGACAGCAAGGUCCUGUGUGAGCUGAAAUUCGAGUUUCUGAGAGAGGUGUGUAACCACGAGCACUACAUCCCUCUCAGCCUGCCCUUACCCUCUGCUCGCAUCACUGACCAUACAUCCCUAGAGCCACAAAGCACUCAUGUGUCAGUGCCUGAAUACAACCUGACUGGAGAGUUCUGCAGGAAACACUUCCUGACCGGUCUGCUCCUGCGGGAGCUGGGGCUGGCUCUCCAGGAUGAACAGGAUCUGCGACAUUUAGCCUUGGCCACCCUAAAAACUCUGAUGGCCAAGCACUCCCUGGAUGCACGCUAUGCCACCAAGGAGAAGCAGGCGAAAAUUGCUUCUCUCUACCUUCCUCUAUAUGGCUUGAUCCUGGACAACAUGCCUCGAUUCUUCCUCAGGGAACUCUUCCCCAUUUACUUCACUUCUAGUGAUCAGGGCUCUCGAGAUGACGUCAGCGUGGGAGGGGGAAUGGCACCAGGGGUGAUGCCUGUUACUCGUCAUGGCAACUCUGUAGAUGCCUCCUUUUCCAAAGAAGUGCUCAACUCCAUUACAGUUUUCUCAUCCUUGGCGGUUGCUACGGGUAACCAGGCAGACUCUCGAGGUUCUUUGAUCAGUGUGGACUCCAACCCCAGUAACAGUGACAGGAACAGUGAGAAGAUGGAUGGAUGCGAGAAGUUUGCCCGGCCCCAGUCCCUCAUCGGCUAUGGGUCUCGAUGUGACAAGCUGGACCAGGCGGAGACCCGCAGCCUCCUCAUGUGCUUUUUGCACAUCAUGAAAACCAUAUCUGAAGAUGUGUUAGUAUCCUAUUGGCAUCGGGCCAUACAUCAGGAGAUCUCAGACUUCUUUAACAUCCUGGAGCUUUGUCUUCAGCACUUCAGGUUUCUUGGAAAACGCCAUAUAGCCAGGAAGCUAGCAGCGGCAGUAAAGCUGGCCCAGUCAACCCAGGCCAAUGGCACCCUGAAGGGCUCUAACCACCCCUCCCAGUCCUCUCAACCCUCAAGCCUCUUCCCACAAUGGAUGGCAUCCGGAGGGGAAGGCCACCGACACGCCCGCUCCCAAACCAUGCCCAUCAUCAGGGGCAAAAAUGCCCUCACCAACCCUAAGCUGCUGCAGAUGAUGGAAACAGAUGGGAAUAUUCAGGAUGGGGACACACUGAGUCCCACAGAUAUUGAGGCUAACUUGUCUACGGAGGUGGCACUCACUGUGCUGGAUGUACUCGAACUUUUUGUUCAUCACCAUAAGAAGCAACUGUUGCUGGAUGACGGACAGAACACAUUGAUGAAGAAGGUGCUGGACACCUACUUGCUCUUCUUUCAGAUCAACCAGUCAACAACUACUCUCCGGCAUGUCUUUGCCACUCUCAGGCUAUUUGUACAAAAGUUUCCCAGUGCAUUCUUCCAGGGUAAGGCAGACCUGUGUGGCUGUCUGUGCUAUGAGAUCCUCAAGUGCUGUAACCAUCGAUCCAGCUCCACUCAGACGGAGGCAGCUGCCCUGCUGUAUUUUUUCAUGAGGCAAAACUUUGAGUUUACAAAGGGCAAAUCCAUAGUUCGCUCACAUCUGCAGGUUAUCAAAGCAGUAAGCCAGCUGAUAGCGGAUGCUGGGAUUGGAGGUUCUAGGUUUCAACAGUCCUUGGCCAUCAUCAACAACUUUGCCAAUGGAGAUGCACGACUCAAGAGCACUCCAUUUCCUGCUGAGGUAAAGGACCUGACCAAAAGGAUCCGGACGGUCCUGAUGGCCACAGCCCAAAUGAAAGAGCAUGAGAAAGAUCCAGAGAUGCUGGUGGAUCUACAGUACAGUCUGGCCAACUCCUACGCUAGCACACCCGAGCUGCGACGCACCUGGCUGGAGAGCAUGGCCAAGGUUCAUGUUCGCAACGGUGACCUAUCAGAGGCUGCCAUGUGCUAUAUCCACAUCUCUGCCUUGAUUGCUGAAUCCCUGAAGAGGAGAGGCUAUUGGAGAACUGACAAGGCCAGGAUGUCCAGUGUGUCCCCUGAAGAAAGCCCUGUCUUUAAAUGUAGCUCCUUACUAACAACCUCCCGAGAUCAAGACACAUCUUUCUCCAUGGGCUGGGCAGCAUUCAUGUGUAUCAGCCCUAAUGUUAAGGAGGAGGGAGCCAUGAAGGAGGACACUGGCACACAAGACACACCGUACACUGAGGACACACUGGUGGAGCAGCUGGAGCUGUGUGUGGACUAUCUGUGGAAAUCGGAGAGAUACGAACUCAUUGCAGACAUCAACAAGCCUGUAAUUGCUGUAUUUGAGAAAAGGAGGGAUUUUAAGAGGCUGUCCGAGCUGUACUAUGACAUCCAUCGCUCCUAUCUAAAGGUUACGGAGGUGGUUAACUCAGAAAAGCGUCUUUUUGGUCGAUACUACCGUGUAGCUUUCUAUGGACAGGGCUUCUUUGAGGAAGAGGAGAGCAAAGAGUUCAUCUACAAAGAACCAAAACUGACAGGUCUUUCUGAAAUCUCCCAGAGAUUACUCAAACUCUACUCAGACAAGUUUGGAGCUGAUAAUGUCAAAAUGAUUCAGGACUCCAAUAAGGUGAAUCCUAAAGACCUGGAUCCCAAGUUUGCCUACAUCCAGGUGACAUAUGUGGUGCCCUUCUUUGAUGAGAAAGAGCAACAUGACAAAAGGACAGAUUUUGAGAGACAUCACAACAUCAAUCGCUUUGUGUUUGAGACACCAUUCACUCUGUCAGGAAAGAAGCAUGGAGACGUGGAGGAGCAAUGCAAGAGGCGCACCAUACUGACCACAAGUUCCAGCUUCCCAUAUCUAAAAAAGCGCAUUCAGGUGGUGGAGCAGCAAAGCACAGAAAUGAAUCCGAUUGAAGUAGCCAUCGAUGAGAUGUCACGUAAAGUCUCUGAGCUCAACCAACUCUGCAACAUGGAGGAGGUGGACAUGAUCCGGCUGCAGCUGAAACUGCAGGGCAGUGUCAGUGUCAAGGUGAAUGCAGGGCCUAUGGCUUAUGCCAGGGCAUUUCUGGAGGAGAAGAAUGCAAAGAAGUACCCAGACAACCAGGUCAAGCUUCUCAAGGAAAUAUUUAGGCAGUUUGCAGAAGCUUGUGGUCAAGCUUUAGAUGUGAAUGAGCGUCUCAUCAAGGAGGACCAGCUGGAAUACCAGGAGGAGAUGAGAGCUCACUACCGGGACAUGCUCAUUGAGCUGUCUGGCAUCAUGAAUGAACAGAUUCCUCACACAAGACAACCAGGAACGGAGCGGCACAGCACCUACUGAACGGCUACUAGA